GGCGCUCCGCGCGGGCUUCAUCUGAGGGCGCCCGGCCUGCGCCGGGAGCUGGGAGCGCCGGGGCGCGGGGCGACGAGCGGCCGGGCGGCGAUGGGCCGCGCCUGGGGCUUCCUGGGCGGCCUGCUGGGCGCGGUGUGGCUGCUCGCGUCGGGCCAGGGCGGACCGCAGGCUCCGGGGACCGCGGCGCAGCGCUGCUUCUGCCAGGUUAGCGGUUACUUGGAUGAUUGUACCUGUGAUAUUGAAACCAUUGAUAAAUUUAAUAACUACAGGCUUUUCCCAAGACUGCAAAAACUUCUUGAAAGUGACUACUUUAGAUAUUACAAGGUAAACCUGAAGAGGCCAUGCCCUUUCUGGAAUGAUAUCAGUCAGUGUGGAAGGAGGGACUGUGCGGUCAAGCCUUGUCAGUCUGAUGAAGUUCCUGAUGGAAUUAAAUCUGCGAGCUACAAGUACUCUGAAGAAGCCAAUAAUCUCAUUGAAGAAUGUGAACAAGCUGAACGACUUGGAGCAGUGGACGAAUCUCUGAGUGAGGAGACCCAAAAGGCUGUUCUUCAGUGGACCAAGCAUGAUGAUUCUGCAGACAACUUCUGUGAAGCCGAUGACAUUCAUUCUCCUGAUGCUGAAUAUGUAGAUUUGCUCCUUAAUCCCGAGCGCUACACAGGUUACAAGGGACCAGAUGCUUGGAAGAUAUGGAAUGUCAUCUAUGAAGAAAACUGUUUUAAGCCACAGACAAUUAAAAGACCUUUAAAUCCUUUGGCUUCUGGUCAAGGGAAAAGUAAAGAGAACACUUUUUACAGUUGGCUAGAAGGACUCUGUGUAGAAAAAAGAGCAUUCUACAGACUCAUAUCUGGUCUACACGCAAGCAUUAAUGUGCAUUUGAGUGCAAGAUAUCUUUUACAAGAAACCUGGUUGGAAAAGAAAUGGGGACACAACAUUACGGAAUUUCAGCAGCGGUUUGACGGAAUUUUGACCGAAGGAGAAGGUCCACGAAGGCUUAAGAACUUGUAUUUUCUCUACUUAAUAGAAUUAAGGGCUUUAUCUAAAGUGUUACCAUUUUUUGAGCGCCCAGAUUUUCAACUCUUCACUGGAAAUAAAAUUCAGGAUGCGGACAACAAAAUGUUACUUCUGGAAAUACUUCAUGAAAUCAAAUCAUUUCCAUUGCAUUUUGAUGAGAAUUCAUUUUUUGCUGGAGAUAAAAAAGAAGCACACAAACUAAAGGAGGACUUUCGACUGCAUUUUAGAAAUAUUUCAAGAAUCAUGGACUGUGUUGGUUGUUUCAAAUGUCGACUGUGGGGAAAGCUUCAGACUCAGGGUUUGGGUACUGCUCUGAAGAUCUUGUUUUCAGAGAAACUGAUAGCAAAUAUGCCAGAAAGUGGACCCAGUCACGAAUUCCAUCUAAGCAGACAAGAAAUAGUAUCAUUAUUUAAUGCAUUUGGAAGAAUAUCUACAAGUGUGAAAGAAUUAGAAAACUUCAGGAACUUGUUACAGAAUAUUCAUUAAAGAAAACAACUUGAAAUGUGCCUGUUUCUGGACAGUGGAGGCCAAAGAGUGGGAUUUCAUUCAAGGGCAAUGACAGUCUUAAGCCAAACAUUUUAUAUAAAGUUGCUUUUGUAAAGGGAGAAUUAUAUUGUUUUACGUAAACUUUUAAAUUGUGCUAAGUCUAUGUAUAAUAAUUGUGAAUAAAAGUAAUACUUUAAUAAUGUACAAAUUUUACAGUUCAGUGUUGAAUAAAAGCAGGAUUAUCAAUUU
Nycticebus coucang (slow loris) is the source of this 1746-nucleotide messenger RNA. RefSeq names its product endoplasmic reticulum oxidoreductase 1 alpha (gene ERO1A). The coding region runs from base 91 to 1497 and encodes 468 amino acids. The transcript has 16 exons. Gene Ontology annotation, cellular component: endoplasmic reticulum; endoplasmic reticulum membrane. Gene Ontology annotation, molecular function: thiol oxidase activity; FAD binding; protein-disulfide reductase activity. Gene Ontology annotation, biological process: protein folding in endoplasmic reticulum. The record is from RefSeq and is a predicted model, not a curated record. NCBI's taxonomy places the organism in Eukaryota, Metazoa, Chordata, Mammalia, Primates, Lorisidae.